Molecule: messenger RNA, 4557 nt
Organism: Plasmodium cynomolgi strain B
Lineage: Eukaryota; Apicomplexa; Aconoidasida; Haemosporida; Plasmodiidae
Exons: 2
Coding region: 1-4557 (1518 amino acids)
Source: RefSeq, a predicted model, not a curated record
AUGAAUUACAGAGGCACCGACACGAAGCAGCAUAACAAGAAUAAGAAUAAGUUCCCCCUGUUCUUUUAUAAAAAUAAAUACUCCAGUGCGAAGCAGAGUCUUGGGCAAGGGAGUGGCCCUGUGAACCCCCAAGGCGACAACGUUUGCAACACCUUCCAGGGAAACACUACCACGAACAACCCAGGUAGUCUUAACAACAACUCAAACAUGUACUACAAAAGAAGAAAUAAUUUUAGUGGAGCGGGCAUGGUCCCUCCCAACAGUGCAAGCGGAGCAGAUCCAAAGAACAGCAACAGCAUGAUGAGCUACAAUGACGACGUAUAUCACUUCGAGAAACAGAAGUUACUUAACGGAGGGGCAACCGGGACGGCAGGAGGGAUUAACGCGUAUCAUAUGGAUGUCGCGCACGGCAACAGCACCAGUGGCAGCAUCAACCAGGGAAGCGGCAACCAGGGAAGCGCCAACCAGGGAAGCGGCAAUCAGGGAAGUAGCAACCACGGAAGCGGCAACCAGGGAAGCGGUAACCACGGAAGCGGCAACCAGGGAAGUAGCAACCACGGAAGCGGCCACCCGGGGAGCGGCCACCACGGCAAAUUCUACAAUAACAGUAACAAUAACAGUAACAAUAACAGCAACAAUAACAGCAACAAUAACAGCAACAAGAACACGUACAAUUUUCACCCCAAGAAGGAAGGCAGGCAGAACUACGAAAGCUACCUGAGCUGCAUGCACGAUGGAACGAACAGCAACAGCCACGGAGAAGCAACCCACGGAAAUAGGAAUUACAGGAAUUACCACUACGAUAGCAACAGGGAGAAUUACGCCAACAUAGGUGGAUCUAAAAACGUGAAUCGGUACUACGAUGUAGGAGACGGCACGUCGUGCAUGAACAUGUCAGGGCAAAAGAAGGUAAACUAUUUCGAUGCCACUGUGGGUAGUGGCACGGGGGGCGGCUACCAGCAUGGAGCGACACAUGGAACGGCACAUGGAACGGCACAUGGAACGGCACAUGGAACGGCACAUGGAACGGCACAUGGAACGGCACAUGGAGUGACUCAUGGAGUGACUCAUGGAACGGCACAUGGAGCGACACAUGGAGCGACACAUGGAGCGACACAUGGAACGGCACAUGGAGCGACUCAUGGAGCGACACAUGGAGUGCAUCCCAGUGCGCACAGUGGCAGCCGGGACGGCGGGGGACUGGACCCCUACGGCACGAACGAUCAGCUGAGGAGAGAACCCCCAAGGGGAAAAAACGCGCUGCAAAACACAUCCGUCCUGGGGAGAGAAAAGAAAGAACCCAUGCUGAUUAUGAUUAACGGGGAGAGAACCAACAGCAGUGAUAAUCUGCACAAGGUGGGCUUGAAAAUGGAGAAGCAGGAGAAUCAUGCGCAGGGGGGUGAUGACUACGAGGGAGAGGAGGAUGAGGAGGAGGAGGAGGAUGAACAGGAGGAGGAAGAAGAAGAAGAAGAAGAAGAAGAAGAGGAAGAAGAAGACGCGGAUGACGCGGAGGAAGUAAAUCUCCCGUUUCGUAAAAACGCACAUAACGUUGGUACCGCCAGGGGAAGUAGUAACCACCGAGACGGAUACAACAACGCAAAGGAGAUGAGCUUUACUAAGAAUGAUGCACGAAAGGGGGUAAACACACUCAGUGAUGGUGCCAAUUUGAGCAACUCAGGAAGGACAACCAACGUUAAUGCACCCACCGGGAGAGUAAGCAACCCACAAAACGGAAUAACCAACGUAGAGACAAUGAACAGACCACAAGUACCCACUCCCAGCAACCAUCUUACCGGAGUUAACAACAAAAAUUUGAACUCCAUCUCAGGAAGUGCAUACAACAUAGCCUAUAUGUUCAUAUACCAGUACUACUACGUCCUCCAUACCAAGAAGGCUAUGAUGCAUAAUUUUUACGCGGAGAAUGCCAUUUUGCUUGUGAGCUUUAAUUAUCAGAAUGGAGUGGACAAGAAGGCCCCCUACGAGGUGGACGCGUUAGGCAGCGGAGUGGGAAGCGGAGUGGGAAGCGGGUUAGGCAGCACAUUAGACCGAGGAGGGGGGUAUCUCCACUCGGAGAACCACAAAAACGAGCAGAGUGACGCAGAAAAAUUUUUCAAUCUGAAUCAAAUCAACAUAGAAGGUAGUGAGCGAAGUGGAAAUAUGCUAAAAAUGAAAAACAAACAAAUAAUUGCAGAAUAUUAUGAUAAAUUGGGAAUCAGCGAGUGCACAGUUUAUAUCAACUCCAUCGAGGUGAUCAAUUUACACGAUGAAAUUUACCUGUACAUACAUGGGAAAAUAAAAAAAAAUAAAAGUACAAACUUAUUCUAUUACUUUAUUCAGAACAUACACUUGCAUAAGUAUACCGUAUGUCAGUACUACGUAGACGUAGACUUCGUUCACUAUUACUACCUUGACGUGGCGGAUCAGCUGGUGGAUGCUUCGACUGAAGCUAGAAGAAGAAGGGAGGGGAAGGCAAUCACAGGGAAUAGUCAUGUGCUCGAUGUGAAAGGAAAAGAAGAUGACACAAAGAAGAAGCCUAAAGUUAGCAAACUCAAUAAUGCUACCCUUGGGGGGAAGAUAGGCAUCAUCCCCCAAGUUGGUGAAGAAGCUGUCGCUUGUGCAUCCGGUGCUGUCACACCAAGUAGUAGCCAUCUCAAAGGGGACAUAUACAAUAAAACAACCAAUGGAUUGAAAAAAGGAACUGUAAAGAACACAGAUGUAAAACCCGUUUUCACAUCUACUCAAAGGAGUAUCACCAAAGAGAGUAAAGCAAAAAUAUCCACCGUUAAAGGGCAACUGAACGAAGGAAACUACUACCCUCCUGGACAUCCCAAGUAUGGAACCAUUACCCAACAGUCAGUGCUCACCUCCUCGGUGAUAAAUAAAUCUACAGACAGAAAGAACCACCUAGCCAAGUACGCACAACCACAUAAUAGAACCCCCGGUGAGAGAUUCCAUCGUGACGAGGGGGAGGAAGAAGACGAACAGGAGGAAGAUAUCGACUACGUAGAUGUGGGUGAAGAAAAUGAUAUGGAGGAGGACGAUGAGGAAGACGUAGAUAUGGACAUGGAGGACGACGAGGAUGAGGAGGAUCAACAGCAGCACAACUUAGAAGCGUUCGAGGAGGAACUAGAUGAAGCUUACGAAGAAGUAGAGGUGGAGACGGAAGCCGACGCGGAGAUGGCUCAACUGAGUAGAGGAAGCGAACGAGGAGCAAAAAAAGGUCUCUACUCGAAGAGGGACGAAGCGGUAUUUCUCAAAAGAGCACAAGGUUUAGGCAAACCGGUAAAGAAGGGGACAGGACAUCACGAUCCUGAAUCCAUCGGAACCAACGCCACGUUAAAAAAAAGCAACAAACUGAAGAACGAAGAUGAGGAUAUGCACACAAGGAACAGAAAUGGAAAUAGCGUUGGGAACAGAUCAGGGGAGGGAGGAAUCCAAUUGCAGACAACAGAUGAGGGAUCGACCAGAAAGCAGCAUAUUGCCUCAUCAGAUGGUGGUAAAAAGGAAGGAACCAAAGAAAAAGUCGCUCUCACGGUAGGAGGUACCCCUGUGGGGAUGACCACCGACAAGAGCAGCAGCGGUAAGGAGGUGGAAGAAAAGGUGGGAAAUGCGGAGAAGGGUGAUGGGAAGGACCACGUUACUUCCAAAGUAGCUGCAACGACGGACGCGAAGAAGAACAAGAAAAAUAAAAGCGAUGGAAGCAACCAUGUAUGGAAGGUAGACAGCGAGGAGAAGUGCCCCAAGUUGGAGACCAUCCUUAAGGAAGAAAAAUCCCUUAACGAGAACUCGAAGAAAAAAAAGGAAAAGGAGAAGAGCAGCAAAGUCGAUCCAAACAGCUGGGUCUUCCGAGUGAUGAAGAAUAACAAAGGGGCCAACUCAGGGGAAAGUGGAACUGCAGCGGGUGGCAGUCAGAAGGUGCAAGAGGGGGCGAAGCAUGCCGAUGGGGAGAAGCACGCAGGGGGAGAGAAGCACGCAGAGGGGGAGAAAGCCAUCGAGGAAGGCGAAACCGACGUGGAGACACAAGAGGAAGAAGUAGAAGAACACGAGAUCAACGCGAACGAUAAAAAAAUUAUAAUUCACAAUAUACACAAAAGCAUGGAUAAGAAAAAAAUUAAUGACUGUAUAAUCGACCGACUCAAAAACUACAACGAUGGGCAUGCUGUGCAAAUUGACAUACAUCAGAGGUCACCCAAAAAGCUGUUCCCCAGUUCGUUCAAUUCUGUUGGUUACGACAAGGGGAAGGGUCCCGAAAACUACUCCUACGCCAUCGCUGAGUUGGACUGCCGACAGAGCCAGAAGCUGCUAUUAGACCUGGGCCUCUACUGCAACGGUAUAAAAUUGAGCAUUGAGAAUUUUAAAGAGAAAAGGAAGACGCCCGAGGCUGCCAAGAGGAGCAACAGAAAAUUCAACGGUUUCGGAGGCGGCGCGCCCCUGGACGCGUCCAAGGCGAAGGAUGACCGCUACAGGAACUCCUUCUUCCGAGGCUCCUCGGCCACGGUCACGACGGUGGGCGUGGCGCAGUUCAGGAGCAAGAGGAACAACAUUUUUGUCAAGUGA